Molecule: messenger RNA, 3028 nt
Organism: Phyllopteryx taeniolatus (common seadragon)
Lineage: Eukaryota; Metazoa; Chordata; Actinopteri; Syngnathiformes; Syngnathidae
Gene: syt5b
Product: synaptotagmin Vb
Exons: 8
Coding region: 496-1815 (439 amino acids)
Biological process (GO): regulation of dopamine secretion; calcium ion-regulated exocytosis of neurotransmitter; synaptic vesicle endocytosis
Cellular component (GO): axon; synaptic vesicle membrane; dense core granule
Molecular function (GO): calcium ion binding; calcium-dependent phospholipid binding; clathrin binding
Source: RefSeq, a predicted model, not a curated record
AUGUCCAGUCUGGACAAAAGUUGUUGGAUAGGCGCUAGAGCGCUUGCAAAGCGACACUGAGGAGAUUAGCGAAGGCUUGGGUGCACUAUGAGUUGGUCAGUCUAAUGGAUAAACACAACCCCUGUUGUCAAUUUAAUGAACUUUUCCACCUCGGUAAGGAAAACUAAAUAUAUUGUUCAGCAUUGGGGAUUGUUACAGUGCAAAAAGAGGAGACCGGUGCUCUGUGAUAGCAUUCAAUCGGACAGAAAGCAACAGAUGUGUGGUCAGCAUUUUAAUAUGACAAGGAGGGGAAGUAGUGAUGGGGGGGGAUUAAGUCUCAACACUGCUCUAGUGAUUUGCUAGAGCUUUAGCUUUGAUGGAAACGGGUGCAGGGAGCCUGCCAGUCAUAUCGAGGGAAUGAUGGCCGUGUGAGGGCUUCCAGUGGAAAAUCUGACACAAAGUCGCUCUGAAAAUUGUGUCAUCAAAGGGAAUACGCGGAACACAUCUGCAGCUGACAUGAGGCCGGCGAGCGGCGGGUUUCGGGCCCGCAGGGCUGCCGAGCUCCCCGAGAAGGAGUCCGAGGAGGCCACGGAAGAAGUUCACCACGAGCACGCCCACACGGAACACCACGGCCACUCCGAGCAUCAUCCCGGCCAUGACUACAACCACAUGAAGGACAAGUUCAUGAACGAACUUGACCGACUACCCAUUCCUAUGUGGGCAGUAGGAGCCAUCGUAGUGGUGGUCCUGGUGCUGGUGGCGUGCUUUAUCUUUUGCGUUUUCAAAAAAUGCUUUGGGAAGAAGAAAAAGCCAAAGAAAGUCCGAGAGAGGAAGACGGGUCGCUGCAGGAAGUCAAAAGAAGGCGAAGGCGAGACAGGAGAGAAGGAAGGGGAGGUGAAGAAGGAAGGCGAGGAAGCGGAGAAAGAGCAGGAAAGGUUGGGCAAAUUGGAGUUCUCUCUGGACUACAACUUCACAGAUUCCCAGCUCAUCGUGGGAAUCCUACAGGCUCAGGAUCUGGCCGCCAUGGACAUGGGGGGCACCUCAGAUCCUUACGUCAAAGUCUUCCUGUUGCCGGACAAAAAGAAGAAGUACGAAACCAAGAUUCAGCGCAAGAAUUUGUGUCCCGUUUUCAACGAGACGUUCUUUUUUAAGAUCCCGUAUGCAGAGUUAGGAGGAAAGACGUUGGUGCUCCAGGUCUUCGAUUUCGAUCGCUUCUCCAAGCACGACAUGAUCGGUGAUAUCAAGAUCCCCAUGAACAGCGUUGAUUUGGGCCAACCAAUUCAACAGUGGAGGGACUUGGAGAGUGUGGAAAAGGAAGAGGUACAUUUGCCUUUCAUUUCGUACGAAAGCUUUUCUUCACGUUUUUGCUCCUGGCAGGAAAAACUGGGCGAUGUCUGCAUCUCUCUGAGAUACGUCCCCACUGCUGGGAAACUGACAGUGAACAUCAUGGAGGCAAAGAAUCUGAAGAAAAUGGAUGUCGGGGGCUUAUCGGAUCCGUAUGUGAAGAUUGUCCUGCAGCAAAAUGGAAAACGUAUCAAGAAGAAGAAGACAACAGUCAAGAAAAACACACUCAAUCCCUACUUUAAUGAGAGUUUCAGCUUUGAAGUCCCCUUUGAACAGAUACAGAAAGUACAGGUGGUCAUCACAGUGUACGACUACGACAAACUGGGGAGCAACGACCCCAUCGGUAAGACCUUCAUGGGUUACGGCGCUACGGGGGUCGGCCUGCGCCACUGGUCGGACAUGCUGGCCAAUCCCAGACGUCCGGUAGCCCAGUGGCACACGCUGUUGCCGGAGGAGGAGGUCGACGCGGCGGUCAAAGCCAAACCUCGCUAAGGAGACCUUGCUGGGUUUUUUUUGUGUCUUCCCUUUUGUUUUGCAUGAUGUCACUGGACAUUUUAUUUUUUUUAACUGAACCAAGAUUAAGUACGAUAGAUAUUUCUUCUUACUUGCAUUACUUAACAACGUAUUCUAACUUGUUAUUGAGAUAUUAUUUCUGGUUAUGAGUAAGUAACUCUAUAGGUGUGGGGAGUACACAUACUAGUUUUAUGACAUCAGUGGGUUCGCUAUGUUUACUUGUUUUAAGAAAUCUUCCCAACUCAAUCCCAAAAACGUCCAGUUGCCUCAAUUCAAUUUUUGCUGUUUACUAUGAUGACUGAGAAUCUACACAGACAUCUUGACAAGUCUGAUUUUCCCGUUAUACUGGUGGAUAAUUUUGCUUAAAUUAAGUAAUAUCUUCCUCAUGAUGUUACAUUUUUGUUCUUGUUCUUUUUUUUAAGACCAGUUUUUGCAGUGUUGUUUUCCAUGCAUAAUGUUUCUUUUGGUAUACUUUAACAUAUGGAUGUGAAAUACUGAUAUAUAUGUCAUUAAGACCUUGUUUUCCCUUGUGUAUAUAGCUGUAUGGCACUAAAGUUAAAACAAAUAUAAAUGUGCUGUGUGUGCGCUCAUAAACAGGUGCAUCUCUACCCAUGAAUUUGAAUAUUAUGGAAAAUGGAAUUUAUUUUAGUAUAAUUUAUAGUAUAAGAGUGAGACUCAGUAUUAAAUAGACUUGAUUUGAUGAUUUAAUUUUGUAUAUCUAAUUGUCAUGAUUGUAUUUUACAGCUAAGGAAAACAAUGAAAAUUUAACAUCCAAAGAAAUUCAAAAAUUAUGUGAAACAAUCAAGAUCGAGAAUUUAGAAUUUAUUUUCGCAUGUGAUAAAUCAAUCUGUAUAACAUGUUUCACUUUUUGAAUUGAACUAACAAAAUAGUUGUUUUUUAUGAUAUUUUAAUUUGUUGUACUCUGUGCAAUGACAAUAUAUAUUCUUAUUCUAUAUUGAGAUGCACCUGUAUCUACAAUAUCACUACUCUACUAAAAUAAUGAAAUAUUUCAGUAUUGUUUAGUUUUUAGUAGACCACUUUAUGUACAUUUUGGCUCAUUUGAAUGACAAAUCUCCUAUGGACGUUUCGCGUAACGUGCCGGUUAACGUGGUUCUUUUUAAUAAUGUAGAUGAUUUUAAUUGUUUCACUGCGGAGAAAAUAGAAAAACAAAUAAACUUGUGUGUUAACUGAA